Nomascus leucogenys (northern white-cheeked gibbon) is the source of this 2825-nucleotide messenger RNA. It is a transcript of the gene TMC8, whose product is annotated as transmembrane channel like 8. The record is from RefSeq and is a predicted model, not a curated record. Gene Ontology annotation, molecular function: mechanosensitive monoatomic ion channel activity. Gene Ontology annotation, cellular component: plasma membrane. Lineage: Eukaryota; Metazoa; Chordata; Mammalia; Primates; Hylobatidae.
GCUACCUCACUGCCCUGCCUGGCUUGGCAGGAGUCGUCUGAGAAGGGGACUCCUCCAGGGACUUGGUCCCUAAGUCCCCAGAUGGGGAGACUGAGGCCGUCGCUGUGUGUCCCUCUGAGGGUUGGAGCGGGACUGGGCCCGAAUUCGACCCCAGCAGGAUUCUCUCUCAUUUCUGAGCCCCGGAGGCGGCAAAGCGGCAGACCCGGGCAAGUGAACCCUAGGGCUGCAGGAGCCCAGGCCCCGACGCCGGCGCAGAGGGGAAGGAAGGGCCCGCCCCCAGCCCAGUGUGCACGGAGGCCACGGCCAAGGCCUUGAGGCUCAUCCAACCGGAGCCUCAUAUCCCCCCCACCGGCAGCCCGGCGCCCCAGCCUCCACCCGUGCCCGCCGAGAUGCUGCUGCCGCGGUCGGUGCCAUCGGAGCGGGCCCCUGGGGUGCCGGAGCCGGAGGAGCUGUGGGAGGCAGAGAUGGAGCGGCUGCGCGGCUCCGGGGCGCCCGUGCGCGGGCUGCCCUAUGCCAUGAUGGACAAGCGCCUCAUCUGGCAGCUGCGGGAGCCCGCGGGGGUGCAGACCUUGCGCUGGCAGCGGUGGCAGCGCCGGCGGCAGACGGUGGAAAGGCGCCUGCGGGAGGCAGCGCAGCGGCUGGCCCGGGGCCUUGGGCUCUGGGAGGGGGCGCUCUACGAGAUCGGGGGCCUCUUCGGCACCGGAAUCCGGUCCUACUUCACCUUCCUCCGCUUCCUACUGCUACUCAACCUACUGAGCCUGCUGCUCACCGCAAGCUUUGUGCUGCUGCCCCUGGCCUGGCUCCGCCCCCCUGACCCAGGCCCCGUCCUGAACUUGACCCUCCAGUGCCCUGGUAGCAGCCAGUCCCAGCCUGGCGUUUUGAGGUUCCACAAUCAACUUUGGCAUGUUUUAACUGGCAGGGCCUUCACCAACACCUAUCUCUUCUACGGUGCAUACCGAGUGGGGCCCGAGAGCAGCUCGGUGUACAGCAUCCGCCUGGCCUACCUCCUCAGCCCGCUAGCCUGCCUGCUCCUCUGCUUCUGUGGGACUCUGCAGCGGAUGGUGAAGGGGCUGCCGCAGAAGACUCUGCUGGGUCAGGGCUAUCAGGCACCUCUCAGCGCCAAGGUCUUCUCCUCGUGGGACUUCUGCAUCCGGGUGCAGGAAGCAGCCACCAUCAAGAAGCAUGAGAUCAGCAACGAGUUCAAGGUGGAGCUGGAGGAGGGCCGUCGCUUCCAGCUGAUGCAGCGGCAGACCCGGGCCCAGAGGGCCUGCCACCUGCUCUCCUACCUGCGGGUCAAUGUACUUAUCGGGCUCCUGGUGGUUGGGGCCAUCAGCGCCAUCUUCUGGGCUACCAAGUACUCACAGGACAACAAGGAGGAGUCCCUGUUUCUGCUGCUCCAGUACCUGCCCCCUGGGGUCAUCGCCCUGGUCAACUUCCUGGGUCCUCUGCUGUUCACAUUCCUGGUCCAGCUGGAGAACUACCCUCCCAACACGGAGGUCAACCUCACUCUGAUCUGGUGCGUGGUGCUGAAGCUGGCCAGCUUGGGGAUGUUCUCCCUCUCCCUGGGUCAGACCAUACUGUGCAUUGGCAGAGACAAGACCAGCUGUGAGUCCUACGGCUACAACGCUUGUGACUAUCAGUGCUGGGAGAACUCCGUCGGGGAGGAGCUGUACAAGCUGAGUAUCUUCAACUUCCUCCUCACCGUGGCGUUCGCCUUCCUGGUCACCCUGCCUCGGAGGCUGCUGGUGGACCGGUUCUCAGGCCGGUUCUGGGCCUGGCUGGAAUGGGAGGAGUUCCUGGUCCCCAAGAAUGUGCUGGACAUCGUGGCGGGGCAGACGGUCACCUGGAUGGGCCUCUUUUACUGCCCUCUGCUGCCCCUGCUGAAUAGCGUCUUCCUCUUCCUCACCUUCUACAUCAAGAAGUACACCCUCCUGAAGAACUCCAGGGCGUCUUCGCGGCCCUUCCGUGCCUCCAGCUCCACCUUCUUCUUCCAGCUGGUGCUCCUCCUGGGCCUGCUUCUGGCUGCAGUGCCCCUGGGUUACGUGGUCAGCAGCAUCCACUCCUCCUGGGACUGUGGCCUCUUCACCAACUACUCAGCCCCCUGGCAAGUGGUCCCGGAGCUGGUGGCCCUUGGGCUCCCGCCCAUUGGCCAGCGUGCCCUCCACUACCUGGGCUCCCACGCCUUCAGCUUCCCCCUCCUCAUCAUGCUCAGCCUUGUCCUGACGGUAUGCAUCUCCCAGACCCAGGCCAAUGCCAGGGCCAUCCACAGGCUCCGGAAGCAGCUGGUGUGGCAGGUUCAGGAGAAGUGGCACCUGGUGGAGGACCUGUCGCGACUGCUGCCGGAGCCAGGCCUGAGCGACUCUCCGGGCCCCAAGUCCCCUGCCUCCCAAGCUUCGCGCCCGCGGUCCUUCUGCCCCGGAUUCCCAUGCCCUGGCUCCCCGGGCCCCCAGGCGCCGCGGCCGGGCCCCUCCGUCGUGGAUGCCGCGGGGCUGCGUUCCCCUUGCCCCGGACAGCACGGUACCCCGGCCUCCGCCCGCAGAUUCCGCUUCCCCAGGGGCGCGGAGCUGUAACCCGGACUCCUGCCUCCCGGAAGCCUCCCUGGGGCCCCUCCAGGCCUCCUUACUCCAUCUUCCAGGCCCCUGGCGACCACCGCCCCCCUCAGUGGCUCCAGGGCCUCCCUCAGGGGUCCCCAAAGACGGACACACAACCCCAGGGGCAGUAGGAAGAACAUAGGGGAAUUUUCUCUGUAUAUUUUAAUCUCAUCCCUUUAAAAUGUCUAUUUUUUAUUGUGUUUUCUAUAAUAUACAUAAUCUAUUAGUACAGUA